GAGGUUGGCUGUAGGAUAGAUUCAGGAGGAAGGAGGGGGUAAAGAUAACAAUGUGCUGAGCCAGUGGCUUUUCCACAGAGCAGCUGGCUGGCAUCAGGACAGGACAGGCAGCUCAGAGAGAGGACACCUCGAAGACGUCUCUCCUCCGCUCGCUGUGGGACACUGAGGUUGACUUCCAGGAGGUGUUCAUGGGAUGCACUAUCUAUGCAGCCAGCCCUAAGGCCCUGCCCGCCGACGAGGCCCCAGGACAGGACAGAUACUACCAGCUCCCCCACUAUCGCCAGCCUCAUGGUAACUGCAGUCAGAGGAUAGCAGCCAGCAGAGCCAGGGCCAGGAGCAUGACUGAGCAGCAGGAGCAGAGUGAAGAAACAGGCCUGCUCUCAACUCAGGACCUGGAACCCUCCAAGGACGAUGACACGCACGGACACUUCAGGUUCCAUUUGAUUGAAGAUCUUUCCUAUGAAGACGUAAAGAAAUGUUAUAGAGGCUCGUGUGUGUCUUGCAGCAGCCUGCUCCAGGCCUUGGAUGUGCGCGAGUGUGUGUGUGUGUACGGGGCCAACGUGUUGAGCCUGGUGCAGAGCUCGCGUCCUUUGAGGGAGAGGGUGGUGUCUGCGGCAAGAGGAGCUGGAGUGGCCGGUGGUGGCGGUGGAGCUGGCACUGUGCAGGCAGGCCGGUCCACCAAGGAGCUGCUCAUGACUCUGCCCUGUCCCUCUGCACAGACUGUCAGCAAGUACAACUCGCAGUACCACAAACUGUUCCAGUGUGUGCCCAAGGAUGAGAUACUCAUGAAAGUGUACUCGUGCGCUCUUCUCAGAGAUAUUCUUCUCCAAGGCCGACUCUACAUUUCCAGAAACUGGCUGUGUUUUUAUGCCAACCUCUUCGGCAAAGACAUCAAGGUAGCCAUCCCUGUUGCUUCUGUGAGGCUGGUAAAGAAGCACAAAACAGCAGGCCUCGUGCCCAAUGGCUUGGCUAUCACCACAGACACAGGCCAGAAGUAUGUAUUUGUAUCCUUGCUCUCAAGAGACAGUGUAUAUGACGUCCUUCGCAGGAUCUGCACACAUUUACAGGUCAAUGGAAAGAGUCUGAGCUUAAAGCAGUUCCUGCAGGAGCCGACCUUAUUAUUGGACGAGUUCCCAACGACGGACGAAUUCCCUGUCGUUGAUGAAUUCCCAUCAGUGUUAAAGUGGAGAAGGAAACCUUCAGUGGUGUCCGUGUCCUCCUCCCUACCUGACCUGCUGGGAAACUCCAGCAGCAGCCUGAACGUCACAGACUCACCCUUCAAAUCAGAGCAGCUGCUGGAAGAGCGAGCUCUGCAGACAGACAGAGGUCUUCUAUCAGAGCCAGUAGUGGAGCUGGGACAGAUGGAGUACCAGCUGCUCAAGUUCUUCACCCUGCUUAUAAUUGUUCUCAUCCUGUCGUCCUGCUACUUGGCCUUCCGUGUGUGCUGUCUGGAACAACAGCUCUCUUUCCUAAAUAAUCCAAAUCUACCCCUGAGAGAGAGGUAACUACUAGCGCCUGAUGUGACCCAUUAGAUCGGCUGCUCUUUGCUCUUCUCGUGUUUGGAGUUGUGAAUGAUCUGCAGGAAAACCUUCAAGCCCUGAACAGACUGACUCUACAACAGCCACUACACGUGAAGUCGCUGUCCGCCGCCAGGCACCUGAGGAACCUUCCUGCUGCAGGAAUGAGUCCUUAAUCAGUGAUCACUUCCAGACUAUGCAAAAAGACUUGUGUAUUUAUUUUCAAAUAUAAAGUAGAUUUUACUUUAGAUGAUGAUUGUCUACCAUGGCCUGCCCCAGACAUUUCAUGACACUGCAAUGUAAAGAGAUGUUGAGCAGAGGUGAUCCUGCUGUCUAUAGCACUAAUGAAGUGUUGGAGAGCUGAGGUUGGAAAGGUAAGAAAUAAUGCAACACAUUGAUUACUUGAAAGUACUAUGAGCAAAGAUAUUUCAGGUGUGUUGUUAUUAUGAUGAUUCAUCACGUUUAUGUGACUAAACCAAAUGUUAUUUUCCUGGUGAGCUCUUGCCUUAGCCCGCAAUAGGAAACUAGCUGCAAAUGAUGCACUUUUGAAAAAAAUGUCCACAUUAUUCAAAUUUAUGUAACUUGAUAUGCAUUUUGAUCUAUUUUUUUUCCCUUAUUCAUAGGUACUUAGUUGUCAUUUUUAAGUAUUUAUAGAAGAGAGUUCAGACUCUUGAGUGAUUGAAGUUACCUGUCAUUUAACUGUAAUAAACUGGAUUAUAGUCACCACUGGUUGGUGUUAACUGUAAUGUGAAUAAGAUAGUGACAUGGUAUAUCAUUUUAGUUGUUAGGUGAGUUAAUCUGCCCAGGGUGUUAGUCCUUUUAUACAUUUAAAAAAAAAAAGGUCACCAAAGACUCAAAAAUGAUGCAGUGAGUAUCGACUAUAAGUGUUUCUGCUCUAAUAUCUUUGUCUGAAGAUAUAGUUUGAAAAACAUAGGCGAAAUAGAGUUUUUAGAGAAGUUUGUGAAAUCUUUCUGAAUUAAAUUGGCAACAGAA
This is a messenger RNA of Solea solea (common sole), 2510 nucleotides long. It is a transcript of the gene gramd2aa, whose product is annotated as GRAM domain containing 2Aa. Lineage: Eukaryota; Metazoa; Chordata; Actinopteri; Pleuronectiformes; Soleidae. The coding region runs from base 189 to 1505 and encodes 438 amino acids. The transcript is spliced from 12 exons. Gene Ontology annotation, biological process: regulation of store-operated calcium entry. Gene Ontology annotation, cellular component: endoplasmic reticulum membrane; extrinsic component of cytoplasmic side of plasma membrane; organelle membrane contact site. Gene Ontology annotation, molecular function: phosphatidylinositol-4,5-bisphosphate binding. The record is from RefSeq and is a predicted model, not a curated record.